AUUUUUUUCGCAGCCGUCUUCUCUGCGGCGCUCCGUCAUGACGUCAUCACGCUCGGCGUGCGAACGUGAGAUCAGCAGAACCUUGUGAAGACAAACUGGACUGCAGUGAGGUGAAGCUGUGCACACAUUAUGGCGAGUGUGCUGUGCAGGAGGGUGAGACAGGUGAGUCAGUCGUCUGUGGGUCACACACUGGCUCAGAGGUUCAUGGCCGUCAGAGGUUUUUCAGCAGCGGGUUCGUCUGGAUCAGAUGAGCCGUAUAUAGCUGUGCCAUCUCAAAACUCAGGUCCCAGGACAGUGUGGCCAGAUGAGACCAUGGGUCCGUUCGGGCCUCAGGAUCAGCGCUUCCAGUUGCCAGGCAAUGUGGGUUUCGACUGUCACCUGAAGGGUUCCGGGUUACAGAUGAAGGGGCUGGUUCACAGGACGGUCCCGGAUGUUUUAACCGCCCCAUCCAGCACAGAGAGACACGAGUUCAUCCUCUCUCAGUUUGUGAAUGAGUAUCAGGGUGCGGCGCAGAGAGUCAGUAAAGCUGAACACUAUUUCAGUCAGUCAGAUGUGGAGUGCUCCAUGCGUUCCUGUCCAGAGCUGCUGAAGAAAGAGCUGGAGCUGUUUUUCCCAGUGCUGCCUGCGAGUCCCAUCACUGUCGUCACCGUAACACAGAGGAAGCAGAAGACGGCCGCAGAAGAUCAGGACCAAGAUCAACAGAAACUACUAGAUCAUUUUGUCAGAGGUGCUAAAGAAAUCUGCUUCACGCUGUGGAGAGGGGGAUACUGGGCCGAUUUCAUCAAUCCACUGUCAGGAAAAGCUUUUUUUGGCGCUCAGACGCCGGACUCUAUUCUACAGCAUCACGCUGGUUUUCACAUCGAGGACCUGGCGGCGUGUACGGUCAUACGACACGUCUUCAAGGAGACGUCCACGUUCGUCUUAACACUCAUCACUAACGCACCUUCCAACAGUCUGAUCAUGGAGAAACUUCAGGGACACGCCAGCGCCUCAGAGGACACGGACUGAUGGACGUUUGCAAACCUGAGCCAAAUCUACGUUCUGAUUCUUUUAGAAGAGAUUUUUGAAUAAAACUAGCUGGUUGUGAUGUUACGAAAUGAGCUUUUGAGAGUAACUGCAGUUGUGAGCGGAUU
Messenger RNA from Carassius auratus (goldfish), 1133 nucleotides. Its product is annotated as methylmalonic aciduria and homocystinuria type D homolog, mitochondrial-like. The coding region runs from base 130 to 1008 and encodes 292 amino acids. Gene Ontology annotation, cellular component: mitochondrion. The transcript is spliced from 8 exons. Lineage: Eukaryota; Metazoa; Chordata; Actinopteri; Cypriniformes; Cyprinidae. Gene Ontology annotation, biological process: cobalamin metabolic process. The record is from RefSeq and is a predicted model, not a curated record.